AUGUUGCCUGACAAAGACCUCUACCAAAUCUUAGGCUUACAGCCGAAUGCCACCGCGGCGCAGAUCAAGAAGGCAUUUAAGAGUGCAAGCCGCAAGCACCACCCCGACAGAAACAAACACCCCGACUCGACCCAGCGCAUGCAAGAAAUCAACUAUGCGUACGAAAUACUAAAAGACCCCGAAAAGCGCCAGCAAUACGACGGGAGAGGUCAGCAAGCAGGUUUUGCCCAGAGCUAUUGUGCUUCUUGUUCAAAGGAGACUCGAGGAGAAUGCACACAUCAGUUCAACUUCAAGCCAGGUGGCCCGACACCGACAGAACCACCCUGCUGGCAAUGCCGUCGAGACGUGACCAAGAUUCACUGCAUCAAUUUGAGGUGCGGUUGCUGCUCUUGGUGCCACGAGUGCGCCGAUCGUGCGUUCCGAGCUGCACCUGAGAAAGCUCAGAGGACGGCACAUGACGGUAUCAGAGUCACUUUCGAAGAGGUUGAACACAUGCUGUCAAGUGAUGUGCGGCGUGAUUGCAGUCUCUUGAGAAGGGAAAUCUGUUACUCGUGCAAACAAGCUAUGCAUGAUAGCGAUGAUAGCCAGAAAGGACUCUGCUACAACCACAAGUGGUGUCGCUCCUGUUUUUUCUCACUCUAUGCAGAAGCUGACAAGGAUCCUCGUUGCUGCCCUGGGAUGGUGGGCUUUGAUCAUUCCAAGCAUCUGCUUCCAGAGCCUAUCGCAGCGCUUUACGAAUGGAAGCUGAAGUGCAACUUCAGAACCUGGCGACAUGAAGAGCUACGUAACAGCCUGAUGAGGCCCGUCAGCGAAUGGCAAGAAGAGAAUCCUCACUUGGCCUGGGGAUCUGAGUUCGCCCAUGUACUGUGGAUAAGAAAUCAGAGGAUUGAAUAUUUGGAGGAGAAGCUCGCAGAGUGUCUGUCGGACAAGAAGAACUUCGAAGUUCACAAUCUCGAUCAGCACAGUAAGGAAGAGCUUGCUUCAGAAUUGUCAAAGCUCAAAUGGCAACAUGAAAAUAUCAAGAAAGAUAACACUGGCAGAUCUGAGACGAUUAGACAUCUUGAGGGGCGUCUCGCAGAAUUGGAGGAGUACUACAAAAACAACGAAACAGAAAAGUUUAACACCACCACUCAAACCACUGAGCGUGAGCUCAGAAAGCAGCUGGUCACUCUCCAGAGCCAGAACAAAGAACUACGAACCGAGCAUGCCAACCUCCAGACCGAGCUCAGUCAGCAGCAAUCAACCAUUCGGCGACUUGAUGAAGAGCUCAAGACGUCGAAAGCAGCAGCAAAGGCAGUACCCGCACAACCUGACAGCAAAUUGCAGGAUGACAUAGUUCGCAAAGACAUGCGGAUCAGAGGGCUUGAGAAUUCAAACAGAAUCUCCAAGCAGGCGAAUGCCCAGAAUAUCCAAAAGUUCUCCGAGGCUCAAAGGGCUCGAAACGCUGUAGUCACGAGUGAGACUGCGAUGAGGAAAGAGAGAGAUGAGCUGGCAACUGAGCUUGCCGCUGCUCGGUCGAAGCUCGAACAACUUCAACAUGCCCCAGCUGGAGAAGACUCUCUUGCCCAAGACGAGCUUGCUACAGCACUCCAUGAUCGAGACACCGCAAUUGCCAACGAAGCCGCCUCCGAAAAGCGAAACAAGGAUCUGGAAGCUGAUCUCGCUAAGCUGCAACGAGAUCUGGAAGCUCAACGUCAAGCUCUUCCAGACAAAGACGCAAAGCAUCAAGCCGAGCUCUCUGAAGCUCAAUUGGCUCGUGACACCGCAAAUCAAGACAAAUCCACUACACAAAAGCGCUGUGAGGAUCUGGAAACUGAGCUGUCCAACCUUCAACAAGACCUACAAGCUCAGCGUCAAGCUCUCUCGCACCAAAACAUAAAGCACCAGGCCGAGCUCUCUGAAGCUCGAUCAGCUCGAGAUUCCGAAGCUCAGGACAAUCCCGCUACACAGAAGCGCUGCGAAGACUUGGAAGCUGAGCUCGCGAAGGUACGACUUGAUCUUGGAACCCAAGAGCAAGCCUUCGCCGAAAGCCAGAGUGAGCUUUCUCAUUGGCAAAGGACAGCGAAAUUAGCGAUCGCUAAAGAAGUUCGUACUGAGGAAGGACUCAAUGAUAUCAAGGCUCAACUUGCGAAAGCUCAAGAGGAGAAAAUUGCUGCUCAGACUUCCUCGGGGUUUUUGCAACAUCGCUCCAACUUGUUUGGAAAGCUUUCUGACCAGAGUGACAAAAGCCAGCAGUCUGAGAACAAGCACGCUAAAUCUCAAGAAGCCAAAGGUCCUCUGCCCACCGCCCCAUCUCAGAUCAAGAUCCCUGUCGUCGAGCGCGUCAAAGCUACUCAACAAAAGGUAUCACAAGAAGCUGGACCAGGAAGUUCGACUGCACCUCACAAGCCAUCUCCUUUGGCUUCUGUCGUUCAGGCAGCACCAAACACUUCUUCUCCACGUGCGCCGAAACCAGUCGAGGCCACAUUGCAGCAGAAUCCAACACCAGCACCGCGCAACAUUGCGCGACCUGUAACAGCCACACAGUCCACAGCAGCAGCGCCAUCUUCUGUACCACUUUCUCUACCCGUGACGCCAAAGAAAUCGUCGAAUGUACCUACGAGUGCGCCAGCCAACGUCUUUGCCUUCACUACUACCAAGAAACCACUUCAUGGUGCCACUCUACCAGUAACGCCGGUAAAAUCUUCGAAUAUCCCUGAUAGUGCGCCGGUCAACGCCUGUGCUACGGCUGCAGCCAAAGAAACACUUCAAGGUGCAGCUGCGGCAGAGCAGCAAGCCUCACAACACAAAGCCGCCGAACAGACCAAACCCUUCGACUUGGCAACUUACCAGAAGACACUCGCUUCUCAGCCACCUAGCUUCCAGUUCAGCAAGACGAAUGAGGAGAUCAUUGGCGAAGGUCCCAAAUCUGACAACACUGUCAACAGAGCGCCAGCCAAUGUCCCUACUCCGGCUAGACCCACAAUCGAGACCAAACCACUAUUCGACUGGACAAGUUUCAACAACAAGACGCUCUCUGGUCAAGACUCUAGUCUCCAACUCGGCACGCCGAACGAAGUGACCAAUGGCGACAGACCUGAAUCAGACAAUACCGUUGAGCCAGCGGUCCCUACCAGUAUUACCGAGAACAAGACCCCUGUUCCACCAGUUGGCCACACCGAACAGCUGAAGCCGACAACCGCACAGGCAGACGACAAAUCAACCUCAUCAACAGACUUCUUCAAAGGACAACUUCAUUACGCCAAAGCAACCCAAAAGGCCGCGCAGGAAGAGACUAUGAGAGCAACACAGGAGAUUUUGCAACUGAAAGCCGAACUCAGGCGAUACAAAAAGUUCGAAGUCGACGCGGACCAAGAGUUUGCCAGGGCCAAUAAGGAAUAUGGAAAUGUGCAACGCGAACUCGAGAAGACGAAGAAGCGACUGCGUCACGCGAAGAAGAGGUCAGAAGGAGCCUUCAAGAUCCCAGCUGAUCAACUUGCACACCCCGUCGACGAUAACGACAAGAACGUGACUCAACUUCUUGCCACUCUAAACGAGGCUCUCAAGCCAGUCAAGGCAGAAAUCAAGAAGAAGAUGAAGAAGUCACAAACGGCACGAAAGAUCAACAAGGAGCACGAGUCACCUCUCAAAAUCUCCGCUCAAAGAAACAGACGUCUUCGUGACAGCAUCAGACAGAAAAAUCAGGAGAUUGCAGACAUGAGGAUCAAUUACGGCAACAAACGGGCUAGGAUUCUUGACAAUGUCUGUGCUAGAGAGUCAGAGAUCAGAUGCUUGAAGAAAACACUGCACAUUCCCAAAUCGGGAAGUAGUAGCGAAGCGUCAAUCGGUGCUUCUGAACCACCACCGCCUCCUCCUUCACCUCCUCCACCUCCUCCGAGCGAGAAAGACCAGAAGGACAGAGAGCAAAAACUCAAGACCAUCAGAUUGAGGCGCUCAGCAAACAAGCAAAGGGACGUGAAGGGAUGGAAGACGAGGACUGCCGAACUGCGUGAUCAAUUUGACACUUUCUGUCAGGAGAUGGAUCUCAGUAGGCUUGAAGCAAAAUUCAGGGAGAUUGAAGUGCUUUUGGAUUCGUAG
Molecule: messenger RNA, 4077 nt
Organism: Aureobasidium musti
Lineage: Eukaryota; Fungi; Ascomycota; Dothideomycetes; Dothideales; Saccotheciaceae
Source: the annotation of a GenBank genome assembly